Pelmatolapia mariae (spotted tilapia) is the source of this 2716-nucleotide messenger RNA. RefSeq names its product 5'-nucleotidase, cytosolic IB b (gene nt5c1bb). Gene Ontology annotation, cellular component: cytosol; cytoplasm. Bases 90 to 1175 code for a protein of 361 amino acids. Gene Ontology annotation, molecular function: nucleotide binding; 5'-nucleotidase activity; magnesium ion binding. The record is from RefSeq and is a predicted model, not a curated record. The transcript has 6 exons. NCBI's taxonomy places the organism in Eukaryota, Metazoa, Chordata, Actinopteri, Cichliformes, Cichlidae. Gene Ontology annotation, biological process: adenosine metabolic process; nucleotide metabolic process.
UUUCCGCAAAGUUUUGGAGUUGCGGCAGGCUUCCCUUAAUCAGGUUUAUUAAAGUUUUGUUUAUAGACAUUUAUAAGCUAAAAGAAAAGAUGAGUGAAAUUAAGCCCAAUGAUAAAGGGUCGAGUGAAGAGAGCGCCGAGGAACAAGACUGGGCAGCGGCUAAGGCUGCUUACGACAACCUCAAAUCUAACAAACCCAGACCUCCCAAACCCAAGAAUGCAGUCACCAUCGCCGUCUCCUCUCGCACUCUCUUCAACAUGAAGGCCGAGAGGAAGAUCUUUGAGGAAGAGGGCUUAGAGAAGUAUGUCGCUUUCCAGCAGGAACAUGAAAACGAGCCCCUAAAACCAGGACCUGCUUUUCCCUUCGUCAAGGCGCUGAUGAACGUCAACACUCGACUGAGGGAGCUCUACCCAGACAACGAGGAGCUGUUUGAUAUCGUCUUAAUGACCAACAACCAUGCCCAAGUGGGAGUGCGCCUCAUUAACAGCAUUAAUCACUAUGAUUUGACCAUAGAAAGAUUCUGCAUGACAGGAGGGAAGAGUCCUAUUGGUUACCUGAAGGCCUACCUGACAAAUCUUUACCUCUCCAAAAGUGCAGACAAAGUCAUACAGGCCAUAGAUGAAGGAAUUGCUGCUGCCACAAUGUUCACGCCGGACACAGAGCUGGAGCUAAGCGACACUCAGUUGAGAGUGGCGUUUGAUGGUGACGCUGUCCUCUUCUCCGACGAGUCAGAGAUCAUCGUGAAACAGCAUGGCCUGGACACUUUCUUUGAGCACGAGAAACAUUUUGAGAACAAACCUCUCGCUCAGGGACCAUUAAAGUGUUUCCUGGAGGCCCUGGGAAAGCUCCAGAGAAAAUUCUAUGCCAAGAACGAGCGUUUGAACUGCCCCAUCCGAACCUUCCUGGUCACGGCCCGCAGCGCUGCCAGCUCCGGAGCUCGCGUCUUGAAGACCCUCCGCAGCUGGGGCCUGGAGAUCGACGAGGCUCUCUUCCUGGCGGGGGCUCCUAAAGGGCCCCUGCUUCAGAAGAUCAAGCCGCACAUCUUCUUUGACGACCAGAUGUUCCACAUUGAAGGGGCCACGGAACUGGGAACCAUAUCCGCACACGUCCCCUAUGGAAUCGGACAAAAGUACCACAAGGGCAAACUCAUCGAGCAGCCUGAAAAAAAGGAAUAACCUAAGAAAGGUUAAAAAAAUAAUAUUACACUCGCACUACUUUUGCUCCCAAUUAAAUAUUUAUAUUCAUAAAAAAAUGUCCAUUAAAGGAAUCCUAAUUUUUAAAGGAUUUUGCUCAUGAAUUGGCAAUAAGUAUUUUCCUCAUGAGAGGGUAUAACUGCUGAGCAGGAGAAUGUAUUUUCACACCAGAGUUACACUAGGUGCUUUACUUUCACUUACUGCUGUCGAGGAAAAGCAACCUUUUGGUUGGUUUUAACAUAUGUGCUUACCACUUGAAAGAUCUGCAGAAUAAGUUUUAUACUGUUUUUUAAUUACGUUUAUAAAAAAAAAAGUUUAUCCCUUUUAUCUGUGAGGUUUUUGACAAAUAGAUAUAUACAUAUAUAAGUACUGGUACAGAUCACCAAUUCCAUUAUUUUUGGUGUUUGGCAAAAUCCUCACCCAUUUCAUAUUUUAAAAGGGAUUUUAGGAGGUAGAAUAACUUCAGCUUACAAGGAGCGCUGAUGCUGUUUCUGUGUGUUACUGUACUCAUUUAAUUUUUGAAGUGCCACAAAACUUGAUCUUGUUCUGUAGGCCGUUUAUGCUGUGUCUGUGUGUCAGCCAACAAGCUGUAACUAGACUUUCUAGGAUGGACUGACUACAUCUACGUAUGCAUCUGUAUAUGUUUGCAGAUAUUUAUGAAAUUUAUAUUGCAUAAAUAUUUACCUUAAUGGCCUGCAUAACUAAAUGUCAGGAAGACGUUGCACAGAUACACUCACAUGUUUUUAUAUGCUGGUAUAUUCAAUCUUUUUCAUUUUUGUACUCACAUUGUGGUAACACAAUGAUAGCUUGUCUACACCAUUUGACUUUUCUACCAGCGAGUAGUUGGAUAAAUAAAGGGAUGUGAUGAAACCCCAGUUGUUGUGUUUUGACAGUGUUGGGUAGUACCUAACUGCAUGUACUGUAAUUAUUUGGAGGCGCUUUAUCCUGCUUUAUUCUUCAUUUGACAUAAAAAUAUACUAAAGAUUCUCUCAGAUUGUUGUGUUUAGGCAGAGUUUGCCUAGUGAGAGCAACAUCUUUCUAUAAAAGAGCUACAGAGCUGCUUUUUUCUUUUCUUUCCUUAUGCCAGGAUGCUUCUGAUUUAUCUCGAGGCCUUUUGAGAAGGCCUGACUGACUCACACACAAACAGAUUAAUGGCACUUAGUGUAAUACUGCAGUUUAUACUAAUAUUUCAUAUUUUUGGCACACAGGUUAUUUGCUUUAAAAAUGACACAUUAUCUAUAUAAUACCUCGGUAUUUAUAGUUUAAUAGGAUUUUGGUUGCAGAGCUUUUACAUUUAAAGGUAUUUUUGUCCACCGCUAGGUGGUGCUAUUUACCUGUAAGUGCUCCUCUUUGCAUUCAGGGCCUCUGGGAUAGUCUUGUUUUCCAGGUUGGAAAGUUUUUCCUUCCACUUUCUUGUGGUUUCAAGAUGGAAUAUGGGAAAAACAAAAAAAAUGAUGACAUGUAUUUUACGGAAAUGACUGUUUUGUUUUACUGUCUUGGUUACUGCUAAUAAAUCAUUUUUA